AUGGUUGAAGAAGCACUCUCGAAUUUUGGUUUGUUCAUCGAUAGUGAAAAUAAGAUCCGUUUGAUUGAUCCCGAGAAAGUAACGGACUCAGCUGAACUACGUGAUGAAUGCAAAGAUUUUGUAGACAAUGUAUUGGAGUUCAAGAAGAUUGUCGACACGCUGAUCGAAAAAACGGAACAAUAUUCGAAGCAAGUUGAAAGUGCAAGACUUCGAUCUAUUGGCGCAAAGAAUAUGUUAAAAUCAGCUACGAAGUAUCGCGAAUUCGAAAAACAACAGCUACAAUCGUUGAUCAAAGAAAAAAUGAUUGAACUUGAUCGUCUCCGAACAGAAUACGAAUCUUUACAGAAAACUGAACGAGAACAAAACGAAAAAAUGGAACAACUUUCAUUAAAAUCAUCAUAA
Molecule: messenger RNA, 402 nt
Organism: Adineta ricciae
Lineage: Eukaryota; Metazoa; Rotifera; Eurotatoria; Adinetida; Adinetidae
Source: the annotation of a GenBank genome assembly